GGCGACCGUGAAUCGGUGUCCAGUGAUUGGGCCGAGACAGAAAAUAUUGGCUUCCCUUUGUCAAAGACUCUUCUUGUUGUGUCUGCAAGACUGCAACAGAAAGAGAGAGAAUGGAUUCAAGUGGUCUGAGAACCCUAAAUUUUGUAUCGCCAUUCCAUUUCCGCUCUAGAGCUUAUUUUAUCUACCCCUUAUUAUUUGCAGAAGUCAGGAAAAAGCGUUACAUCUCGCUCUCCUCUUCUCCACGGCUCACACGUCACCGCUGUUCAUUGGCAGUAAGAAAUGGUGUGAGCUCUCUGCCUGAGAGCUCUGGCCAGGCAGUCGGCGAAGUAUCGCGGGAUAGACUUCUCCAAGUGGUAUUAGUUUCUCCUCAGAUUCCUGGAAACACCGGAUGCAUUGCUAGAACAUGUGCAGCGUCAGCUGUUGGAUUGCACCUUGUAGGGCCAUUAGGAUUUCAUGUGGAUGAUACAAAACUCAAGCGUGCUGGAUUGGACUAUUGGCCAUAUGUAGUUGUAAAAGUUCAUGGCUCGUGGGCAGAAUUCAAAGAUUAUUUCAGGCAACAGGAUGGGGAAAAGCGAUUGCUAGCAUUUACUAAGAGAGGGACAACAAUACAUUCUGAUUUCUCAUACAAACGUGGUGAUUGGCUGGUAUUUGGUUCUGAGACUUCUGGUCUGGCUCCUGAAGUUUUGCUCGACUGCAAGAAUGAAACUUUUGGUGGUGGAACCAUUCGAAUUCCUAUGGUUGAAACUUAUGUUAGAUGUCUGAACCUCUCUGUGAGUGUUGGAAUUGCUUUAUAUGAAGCUUCCAGACAGCUAAACUAUGAGCAUCUUCAAUCUACAUCAGAGCCUUGUAUUGAUAAUUUGAAAUCUUUUAUUGCUGAAGAUAUAUUUGCUUGAU
Molecule: messenger RNA, 894 nt
Organism: Telopea speciosissima
Lineage: Eukaryota; Viridiplantae; Streptophyta; Magnoliopsida; Proteales; Proteaceae
Product: putative tRNA (cytidine(34)-2'-O)-methyltransferase
Exons: 7
Coding region: 111-893 (260 amino acids)
Biological process (GO): wobble position uridine ribose methylation; wobble position cytosine ribose methylation
Molecular function (GO): RNA binding; RNA methyltransferase activity
Source: RefSeq, a predicted model, not a curated record